UUUGUACUUGAGAUAGAAGAUUACGUUUUGAAAUGCAAAAUAUUUGUCGGGUCGGCUUUGAGAAAUGUCAUUGAAAGCAAAAGUUGCGCACUCGCCUGUGCAAUGCGGGAAUGGAAGGAUACAUAUUGAUGAUAAAAGAGAGCGACGUUAAGAACGUUCCAGGAGGAGGGGCGGAAGUGACUGGGGGCCACGAAUCUCUCCCUGCACCAGCAGCAGUGGACGAGGACAAGGACGGGGCCAAUUUUCCAGAAUCCACUGCCGAACCUGCCGAGAUUUCUGAUUCCGUGCUGGACGGGAAGAAUAUGUGGGCCUUGAAUUGCAUUUUCUGCCCUUCCAAAAUAAUGCCAGCAAAAGUGGCGUCAUAUCAUGUGGAGGAAAGGGCACUGCCUAAAAUGAAACAGAAGAAAGCUCUGAGUGAGGGUUUGGAGGUGGAGCCUCUGUCCCGAUGGUUCAUGGUUUCGGAUGUGAUGAUGUUCGACAACAUUGGUGUUUCUAACGCCGUCGGCGACAUCAAGUACUUGACGUGUGCGGACUGCGAAAUGGGCCCCGUUGGUUGGACGGAUCUCUCCAAUAAAAAGUGUUACAUUGCUCUAGCCAGAGUUCGUGAGACGUAGCUGAACGAUUCCACUUCACCGAAUGUCUGUUAUACCUGCUUACAUUGUCAGUCAAAUUCAAAUUUCGCUAUUAUUUUUUGUAUGUGAUUUUUUUGUGAGCAUAUAUGUAAUUAAUUUUACUAUAUUUGCAUUAUUGCAACAUACAGGGUGUAACAGAUGGAAGUACAGCUAUCAAUAACUAAAUAUGAUUGCCCACGAUCUUAAUACUAGUAUUAUUUAGAGUCCAGAUUGCUGAAAUUGUAGAAUGAUAACUUCAUAUGUCAGUAACCCGCUGAUUAAUGUGACCAAGAAGCUUUUCGUAAUGGUGAAAUAGCCGCAUCCAGAUAAAGAUACAGGAUCGUUUAUGAGUUGUGAAAUGAACCUUGUAAUCUAAAUAAAUAAAAACCUUUAUGUCAUCAUAUUC
Messenger RNA from Folsomia candida, 1017 nucleotides. It is a transcript of the gene strat, whose product is annotated as guanine nucleotide exchange factor MSS4 homolog. The transcript has 3 exons. Gene Ontology annotation, biological process: small GTPase-mediated signal transduction; post-Golgi vesicle-mediated transport. Gene Ontology annotation, molecular function: zinc ion binding; guanyl-nucleotide exchange factor activity. Gene Ontology annotation, cellular component: membrane; cytosol. NCBI's taxonomy places the organism in Eukaryota, Metazoa, Arthropoda, Collembola, Entomobryomorpha, Isotomidae. The record is from RefSeq and is a predicted model, not a curated record. The coding region runs from base 111 to 614 and encodes 167 amino acids.